AUGAGACUCAUCAAUACCACAACCCUAGAGAUCGAAGAGUUCUUUGACAUCUCUAUACCUGAAUAUGCCAUCCUGUCACAUACUUGGGGCGACGGCGAAGUAUCGUUGCAGGACUGGGCCGACCGCAAAAACCGCCGUUUCAAGCCCGGUUUCCAGAAGAUCAUGUGGGCUUGCACCCAGGCUGCCAAGGACCAGCUCGACUACGUCUGGGUGGAUACCAACUGCAUCGACAAGAGCAGCUCGGCAGAACUCUCAGAAGCCAUCAACUCCAUGUUCAAGUGGUAUCGGAGGUCCACUGUCUGCUACGUAUACUUGGAGGACGUGCCGGCCAUGACCCUGGAUCAGUGUAUUGAACAGGACAGUGUCUUUAGAAGCGCAAGAUGGUUUACCAGAGGCUGGACCCUUCAGGAGCUAAUCGCGUCGCCAAAUAUCAACUUCUUCUCCAACGACUGGACACCGAUAGCUACAAAGCCGGAACUGGCGCUCUGCAUCUCCGAGAUCACAGGAAUCGCGUGGUCAUGCCUCCUCAAGGGCAGGCUCUCCAUGUCCCAUCCAUUGAGGAGAUACAGCGUGGCCCAGCGGCUGGCAUGGGCAUCUCGCCGCUCGACGACGCGCAUCGAGGACCAGGCCUACUCACUCCUUGGGCUUUUUGACAUCACAAUGCCGCUCGUUUAUGGAGAGGGCCACGAAGCUUUCACCAGACUUCUUGGAGAAAUCAUCCACAAAUACGCCGACCACAGCUUCUUCGCCUCUCAGCUGCGAUACGCUGACUUUCUGCCCCGGUCACCUACGGAGUUUUGCGACUCACAGUCUGUGGUCGUCAGCAGUUCGCCGCAGCUACAGAAACAUUACAUCCCCGGCGAUCACUCAUAUCCGUUCCAUCUCACCAACACGGGCUUACAGAUCACUCUACCCAUUGUGACUACCCUGGUGCCGCACUUUGUGUUUGGUGUUCUCGAUUGCUGGGACCUUGAGAAAGCUAGCACCCAAUCUACCCGCUCUGUCUCUCGGAUAUGGAUACCGUUGCUUCAGAAGGGCCCUGAGCGAUUGCAGCAGUAUUCGCGGUUGCUUUGGCCUAAGACUUUCUUCCCGGUGAAGCUGGCCCGGAAGGAGAGUAUAAUGGGCGCGGUGCACGAGAACGAGAACACCACGGGAGGACCGCGCGUUCAUCCGUCAGAGCAUUCUCUCUUCUGGGCAAGGGAGGGAUCAUAUACAGAAUCUGCUGCGAUACCGAUUUCGAAGUAUGUCGAUCCCCUCUCAACGGGUUUGCAAAGAAGCAUUCUUGUCAAAAAGCCGUAUGCGACCAUGAUAUCUGUUCCAUCGUGGGACUCUCGCGAGGCUCGAAGUCCGUUUCUUUUAUGCUUUCCUCGAGGGACUUCUAACUAUCGUCUCUAUGGCAUCUUUCCUAGCGACAACAUUUUAGACGCCGCAUGGUCAGCAGAAAAGCCGCCUCUCCUACCACUGGUGCUGCCACGCCGAAUACAGGACAACGGGGAGAACCACAGCGACCUCCACGGCGCAGUGGUUGUCUUCAAGAAACGUCAAGUACGGCCCCCGAGGUUUGUCGCCAUAUGCUUGGCCAAUAUCGGACACCCUGGUGAGGAUGACAAAAGCCGGAUCAAGUUCAUCCCCAAGUGCAAGGUUAUCCAGGAUUGGGAGUUUUCGAAAGCCCAAGACAUGCAAAACAUUGAUUUUCGUGAACUCUCUGAUGUUGAUGCCGAAGGCGAUGCGUUGGUCAGUAUGCAGAAGGUGUCAAGUAAUUCCAGGUCAGUGACCCAGGGCCCUGAGCCCCGUUUCGUUGGCCUGACCCAGGUGGUCUUCGAUAGAAGGCAGAUGAUAGAUGAGUUGCAUCUAUCGCCUAACCAAGUCCCAAAGGCGCCGGAGGGCAUCCUGCAGCACUAUGGCCAAGAGGUUCUGAUGAAGAUAUAG
Molecule: messenger RNA, 1929 nt
Organism: Fusarium keratoplasticum
Lineage: Eukaryota; Fungi; Ascomycota; Sordariomycetes; Hypocreales; Nectriaceae
Product: HET domain-containing protein
Exons: 1
Coding region: 1-1929 (642 amino acids)
Source: RefSeq, a predicted model, not a curated record